Messenger RNA from Nannospalax galili (Upper Galilee mountains blind mole rat), 1361 nucleotides. RefSeq names its product ADP ribosylation factor like GTPase 6 (gene Arl6). The record is from RefSeq and is a predicted model, not a curated record. Gene Ontology annotation, cellular component: axoneme; cytoplasm. Lineage: Eukaryota; Metazoa; Chordata; Mammalia; Rodentia; Spalacidae. Bases 301 to 882 code for a protein of 193 amino acids. Gene Ontology annotation, biological process: protein localization to cilium; intracellular protein transport; cilium assembly. Gene Ontology annotation, molecular function: GTPase activity; GTP binding. The transcript is spliced from 9 exons.
GCGUGGCUUCGGAACCGGAAGGAGAUUUUGUUGCUAAGGGUACGCCGUGCGCUGGGGCGCGUGAUCAGCCACUGAUGCUCCUACCUGGGCCUACGCCGCCAGUUCUCUUAACUUGGAGUGGCGGCUGUGGUCGGGGCAAGGGGACCUUCCUGUGGAGGCCUCGAGAAGAAGGGUGAGGCUGCCUGCAGAUCCCAACCCGAGUCGGAUACCGGCAGUUCGCACACUCCUGUUUCUCAGCAGUCCCCAGGCUCUCGGACUGCCCUCAAAGAUCAGUUGCAUUGUAAAUAUUUAAAUCACAUUAUGGGAUUGCUGGACAGACUUUCAGGCUUACUUGGCCUGAGGAAGAAGGAGGUUCAUGUUUUAUGCCUUGGGCUGGAUAAUAGUGGCAAAACAACAAUCAUUAACAAACUUAAACCUUCAAAUGCUCAAUCUCAGGACAUAGUUCCAACAAUAGGAUUCAGCGUAGAGAAAUUUAAAUCAUCCAGUUUGAAUUUUACAGUAUUUGAUAUGUCCGGUCAGGGAAGAUACAGAAAUCUCUGGGAACACUAUUAUAAAGAUGGACAAGCCAUUAUAUUUGUCAUUGAUAGCAGUGAUAAAUUAAGAAUGGUUGUGGCCAAAGAAGAACUUGAUACUCUUCUAAAUCACCCAGAUAUAAAGCACCGUCGAAUUCCAAUCUUAUUUUUUGCAAACAAAAUGGAUCUUAGAGAUGCAGUGACGUCUGUGAAAGUGUCUCAGUUACUGUGCUUAGAGAACAUCAAAGAUAAGCCAUGGCAUAUCUGUGCUAGUGAUGCCAUUAAAGGAGAAGGAUUGCAAGAAGGUGUGGACUGGCUUCAAGAAAAAACAGUACAAUCAGAUCCAAGCUGUGAAGACAUGAAAAGAUAGUUUCCGGAAACCUCAUAGUUUUGAAUUGGAAUAUAUCCAAGGCAAACUGAAUAAUUUUAUUUUUUUAAAGAGAUAUAUUAGCCAAUCAUUUUAUAAUAUUCUGCUUGCUUGCAUGGACUCUGGAAGAGCUUUUUAAGAACUUAGGACAGGAGGUAUUACUAAUCUGGGCAUUAAUUAUAUGAAGACCAAAUUUGCCCUCAGAGCUCUCUAGAAUUACUGGCUUCUUAUAAAAGUCUACACCUUCAUUGUAAUUAUAAUGUGCAAAUACCAGUUAUAAGCCAUCUCAAUAUCCUAUCAUGAUUUAUGAUGUCUUUAAUGUAUUUUUAUUUUUUAAUUGUAUUUUUAAAAUUUACUUUAUACAAUUACUUUAAAGUAUAAAUUGUGCUUGUGAAACAGCUUAAAUAUUUAUGAAGGAACCACAGAUGACUAGUAAUAUCAAAGUUCUAUUGUGUCACUGUCAAUAAAAGGAAAAAAUGAGA